UAGUGUAUAUAAAACGGUUGCAAGUAGGCUACGUUACCCAUUGACUGCCUGCACCAUACAGGAAACAAUGAAACCGCUAGUCACUCUCGCCCUUGCGUGCGCACUCUUCUCUGGAGCAUUUUGCGGAUCACUCAAUGAAAAGAUGUGUUUCACCUGUGUGGGUAAUGACUGCACACGUAUUCAAGAGUGCGAGGGAUCUGAAGAUCGCUGCUUAAAGUCCACAGUAUUCUUCACUGCAUUUUACAAAGUGACAAUGAAGGGAUGUGCCUCCGAAACUGAGUGCUCAGGAGCCAUGAAUUCUGGAACAGCAAUCAUUGGUAGGGAGAUGAGCUGCUGUGAGGGAAACCUGUGCAACAACGCCCUGCGCAUCGGACAGAGUGUCCUCUUCCUCCUCCUGGUCCCCCUGGCCUCCGUCAUCCUCUUCAACUGAGCAGCAUGUUGACCUGUUAUAUGAUUGUUUGGUUGUAUUGUAUCAAUCCAGACACAUGAUUACACCUUUUAGUGAAUACAUUAUAUAACAUUUCUUCUCAUCAAUAAAACAAAAUAAAAAAUAUUAGUGCAAAA
Molecule: messenger RNA, 564 nt
Organism: Anguilla anguilla (European eel)
Lineage: Eukaryota; Metazoa; Chordata; Actinopteri; Anguilliformes; Anguillidae
Product: xenoxin-3-like
Exons: 3
Coding region: 68-430 (120 amino acids)
Source: RefSeq, a predicted model, not a curated record